Molecule: messenger RNA, 1868 nt
Organism: Callorhinchus milii (elephant shark)
Lineage: Eukaryota; Metazoa; Chordata; Chondrichthyes; Chimaeriformes; Callorhinchidae
Gene: fpgt
Product: fucose-1-phosphate guanylyltransferase
Exons: 4
Coding region: 48-1811 (587 amino acids)
Molecular function (GO): transferase activity, transferring phosphorus-containing groups
Source: RefSeq, a predicted model, not a curated record
CCCUCCCUCCCUCCCUCUCUCUCUCCUUCCCUCCCUCCUGUCUGACAAUGGAUGACGAGCGGCUGCGAAGCGCGAGCCGCCGGCGGCUCAACACCUUCCAGAAGAUUCGAGGAAAAGAAGUGAAAACUGGGGAAUUCUGGAAUGUUGUCGUCAUUACAGCUGCUGAUGCAAGUCAGGAGCUAGUGUACAAGCAACAAAUUACCAAGAAAUUAGAAAGGAAAGAGCUUCCACUUGGUGUUAGGUACCAUGUGUUUGCUGACCCUGUAGGGCCCAAAAUAGGAAAUGGAGGAUCCACACUUUUCGCCCUUAAACGAUUAGAAGAGCUUUAUGAAGACAAAUUAGAUGACUUUACUGUCCUUCUCAUUCAUGCUGGAGGUUAUAGCCAACGCUUGCCCACUGCAAGUGCAUUGGGGAAAAUCUUCACAGCUCUGCCUUUAGGUGACCCCAUUUAUCAAAUGCUGGAACUCAAACUAGCAAUGUACGUUGACUUUCCAGCCUACAUGAAACCUGGGGUAUUGGUGACCUGUGCAGAUGACAUUGAAAUGUACAGUGUGGAAGAGACUGAAGUCAUUAAGUUUGACAGAACUGGCUUUACCGCACUUGCCCAUCCUUCUCCUCUUUCAAUUGGAACUACACAUGGCGUUUUUGUUUUGGAGCCACUUGAAGUAAAAGAUCAAGAGCUAGAAUAUAAAUUAUGUCGCAACUUUCUGCACAAACCGAGCAUAGAAAAGAUGUAUGAGGCAGGGGCAGUCUGCAGAAAACACAAUAAAUUUCCGCCAAUUCAAAAUAGUGGUGAUUCUUCAAUGUUAGACUUAGUUUACACCGAUAGUACCUUUUACUUUGAUCGCGCAACGGCUAAACAUCUCUUGAUGUUAUUAAAAGAAAUUGACCCCAUCAGCUGUGAAAUAGAUGCAUAUGGUGACUUCCUACAAGCACUUGGACCAGAUGCAACACAGGAGUACACCAAAAAUACAGCUAAUGUCAGCAAGGAGGAGGCCAGGCUUGUUCAAAUUAGGAAAAAGAUAUUUUUCUAUCUCCAAGGAACACCACUAAAUGUGAUUGCGUUGAACAAUUCAAAAUUCUACCACAUUGGGACCACCCAAGAAUAUUUGUUCAAUUUGACCACAGACAGGAAGCUCAAAGCUGAGCUUGGAAUACUUUCGAAUGCUUCCAGAAUCAACCAGAUCAGUGCUGAAGAGAAAGGUGUGAUUCAUUGUAUUAUUCAGAGCAUUGUAGAACCUGGUUGUGAAAUUGCACCAGGCACAGUGAUUGAAUAUUCCAGAGUGGGGGCAGAUACCUCUGUAGGUGCAAACACCAUAAUUAGUGGAUGCUUCAUAAAAGGAAAAUCAAUGAUACCAGCCAACAUGUUGAUGCAUUCCCUGAGUGUCAAGAUAGACAAUGCACCUGCUUUUGUAACUGUAAUGUUUGGAAUUGAAGACAAUCUGAAGAAAACUGUGAUGUCUCUAUCAGACAUCAAUAAACUUCAGUUGUUUGGUAGGAAUUUCAAAGAUUGCAUUAAACAUUUUGGUUUAACUGUUUCAGAAGAACUCUUCUCGGGAAACAAAAGUAGUUUGAGUCUGUGGAGUGCUAAACUUUUCCCAGCGUGCGACAGUUUGUCUGAGUCGGCCUCCAUGGUUCUGAAGAUGCAAGAAGCGCUGCAUAAAAAUUCAUUCCAUCAUUUUGCCAAGGAUCUUAAAUUGUUAUCCAUUAAGGAAAUACUUCACCACAAGGACGUUGAAGCAAUGCUGAGUUUCCGAGAGAAGCUCAUUGAGGAAAUUAAUCAGUUAAAACACACUGGGGAAAUCAAUUAAAAUAUCUAAUACUGUUAUGAAAUGUUUUGUUAGAAGGUCAAUAAAAAGAAAACAAAG